UGUGCUUUUUCUAUGAUAGAGUGUACGAAGGAAAACAAUCAGCAAAAUGGCAGAUCUUCCGGAGAAAUCAGCUGUUACACGAAAAAAGAAUUUUGUCGAACAAAAUAUUCUUUGCGUUAAACGUUCUCGUCCAGCAGAACCCAAACAGCGAUUCGUCGAUACUCGUUUUGGCAAAACGCAUGACUUGAAAAAUAGCGGAUUACUUCCAUUUUAUGUGCACAAAAAAAACUAUGGAAAUUUACCGAGAUUUAUUGCGAUAAAAGCCGACGUGGGCGUAAAAACGGAAAUGAUUGAACAACGUGAUAAAGAUAAGACGUCGAAAAUAUCUUCUUGUCGAUAUAUUGAUAAGGAAGAGCGGAAGAUGUUGCUAGAUGGUAUGAAACAAAAGUGGGAGGAAACGAUGAAAAAAUUUCAACGACUGCCGUUUCUCAUCGAUACGCUACCGAAGGCGCAAAAGAAAGCGAAGAUAGAACGUGAAUUGCAACAACUUGAAAAAGAUAUAGCAAUUCUCGAGCAGCAUCCGCAUGUAUAUGUUUAUGAUAAUAACAAUGCGUGAAUUGUUAUGAAUUAUAACGCAAGUAUGUCUCGCACAAAUUCAAAAUUUACGCUAGCAAUAUAUUUGAGCAACUUUUAGGAUUAUAUGUGAUAUAAAAAAUUAACAAGUAAUAAAUAAAAUUUGUAAAGUUUUAUAACAAGAGAAAUGGAAGAAAGAACUAGCAAAUCUGAUUGGCUACGGUUAUAAAACUUGCAUUGAUGCAUACUUGUAGAUCUGCAAGUAUUUACCAAUCACAGGCGAUUUUUACUCAACGAUUUUAUAACUACUGUUUUUUGAACACAACUUUGUGUUUUUACCAACUCACUGAUUUGAAUUAAUUUAUUACAUAGGUUUUUUAUAAUUUGAAUCAAAAUGAUAUAAAAUGUA
Messenger RNA from Linepithema humile (Argentine ant), 922 nucleotides. Its product is annotated as enkurin. Gene Ontology annotation, molecular function: calmodulin binding. Gene Ontology annotation, cellular component: acrosomal vesicle. NCBI's taxonomy places the organism in Eukaryota, Metazoa, Arthropoda, Insecta, Hymenoptera, Formicidae. The record is from RefSeq and is a predicted model, not a curated record.